GAUCAGUUGGGGGUUGUGAGGAGGAGGGCGAGCGAUGACGCGGGCCCCUCACGUGACCCGGAGCUGCAGAGCGACGCAGCCUUGGGUGCAGUCGUCACUCGCGUCUGGCUACCAGCUCCCCGCUGCCCUGCGAGCGUCGGGCUGGCAUUUGGCCCAGGGCAAGCGGAGCAGUUCGGUGUGGCACUGUUUGUGGUGAGGCGAGGGAAAUACGGAGACGUAGACAAGAGAACCGCACAGGAUCUAUGGAGGGCUUCUCAUGUUUGAAGUAGGAUUUUUUACCCCUGGAAGGAAAGGAAAGAGGGGGAGACUGUUUUGAAACUAUGGAGGUUGGUAUGAAGAUCCUCCUGCAUGUCUGCUUCAGAGUCUGAGAUUAUGGAAGCAAAGAAGCAAAGAGGAAAUUAUCUCUGAUCAGAAUAACUGGUCUAAAGAUCUCAUGACUUUAUAUACUUUAGGGUGCUUCACCAAGCAAAAGAAGGAUAGAAGAGGGAACUUCAUUUAUUCCAGGUCUACUUCCAGUGGCAUCUCUACUGGCCUUUAAGUGGUUAAACACCAUUGCCCAGACACACCAUCCUCUUUCCUAGCCUGAGUGAGCCCUCCUAUACAGUGUUCGAGCCUUCAUCAGGGGUGAUUACAUGGGCCGUGUUCAGGAUGUGGGCUGGGCGACUGCAGGACUGGUGAUCUGGGCUGGCACCUGCUACUGCAUUUACAGAUUAACCAAGGGAAGAGCUCAGAGUGUGAGCAGCCUUGCCAGAAAUGGGUCUGGAUUCGAGACGGAGACUAUGGUUGGGGAACAGAACCAGACCUUGGCCACAAGUGACACCAUGGCUGAAGGAGAGACUGAGACUAGAGCCAAGACUGAACCAGAAACUGGAGAAGGAGGUGAGCCUGUGGCUGAAGUAGACACCAAGGUCCCUGUUCUAGUUAGACCCAAUGUCAACAGUCAGACCAAAGCAUUGCUUGAGAAAGAGUUAGAAACCCAAUUUGAGACCAGUUCAUUGGUGGAAACAAUGGUCAUGACAGAGCCAGUGACUGUGACUGAAGCCACAGCCAAAUCCAAGGAAGUAACCAUGAAAGAGGCAGUAACACAAACUGAUGAUGAGGCUGUGGCAGUAGGCAAGAAAGAAGCAGUAACUCAGACGAAAGCUAAAGCUUGGGCAAUGGCUGACAGGGAAGAGGUCAAGAAAGAAGCAAUGACCCAGACCAAAGCAGAAGUUUAUACAUUGGCUGAAAAAGAGACAGAGAUUAACAGAGUAACAGUGACACAGAGUGAGGUACUGGCAGUGACCAAGGAAGUAGUCAAGAUUGGAACCAUGAAUGAGACUGGAAUUGUGGCUGAAGCCACAAUAAGAGCACUAGAAGAGUCUGUCAGUGUGACAAGGACUCAAUCUGAGGUUAGGCUUGGUACCACAGUUGAUACUAAUGAAAAUCCCAAUGAAAUGGCUGUUAUAGUGGCUGGAGUGGACGUGAAAUCCUAUGCACAGCCACAGGCUGUGACCAUAGUCCAAAAUGAUGACUUGAUCAGUGCUGAGGUUGACAACGACAAAGGGAAUCUCAAAAAUGUGUUUAAGUCAGGGUCUGGGACAGAUACAAAGGUUUCUGGUCAUCCUCAUAUUGUUGCCAAUAUUCUGGCUGAAGCUGUGCCAGGGGCAAAGAAUGAUGUUUGGGAUAACACAAAUGACAUUUAUGAAGCAGAGACAGAGAUAAGAACUUGUAUAAUACAACCUGAGACUGUGUUCAAGAUAGAGGCUGAGGCGACAUCUGCUGCCACAAUUGAUGGUCGGGAAGAUGCCAGUGUUAUAUUUAAGGCAAUGACUGUUGCUGAUAUAACUGAUACUCAGCCUCAAACUAUAAGCAGUGCUCAGACUGAAGCCAUGCCUGAUGCCAAGGGUAAGGGUAAAGCCAGUGCCAUGGCUAAAGCAGGGGCCAAGGCAAAUACCAAAACCAAUUUUCAGGCUGAUGCCUUGCCUGAUACCGGGGAAAACAGAAGUGAUACCAGUGUCGUGGCAAAGGCAGAGGCUAGUACAGAAAUGGUUUUCUGUGCCCAGUCUGAGCCUGUCACCGGUGUCCAGGGUGAUGACUUGCCUGAUGGCAAAAUCAAGGCUAAGGACAAUGCCAAUACCAUAUCUAAGGAAGGAGCUCAGGCUAUGGCCCAGAGCCAGAGUGAAGCCUUACCUAAUACUAAAGGUAAGGCUAGAGGCAAAGCCAAAGCUAAGUGUAAGGCAGGAGCUGGGAUAGAUACGAAAACUUGUGCACAGCCUCAGGCUGCGACCAAAACUCAGGCUGAGGUCUCGUCUGAUUCCAAAAUUGAUAGCAAAAGUGAUUCUAAUGCCGUUUCUAAAGCUGGGGUAAAGGCAGACCAGAAAGCCGGUGGUCAACCACAGCCUGUGGUCAAUUACCAAAAUGAGGCCUUGCCUGGUACUAAGUUUAAGGUCAAGGGCAAUCCAAAUCCUGUGCCUAAGGCAGAGGCUGGGACAACUACAACAGGCUCUGCCCAGACAGCAGGCUCUGCCCAGACUAAUGCUGUGGCCAGUUCCCAGGGUGAGACCACACCUGGUGCCAAGAAUAAGGCCAAGGGUAAUCGUAAUUCUGUGCCUAAAGCAGGGGCUGGGCCAGAUACAACAGGUUCUGCCCAGUCCCAGACUGUAGCCAGUUCCCAGAGUGAAGCCUUACCUGCUGCCAAGAAUAAAGUUAAGAGCAAUCCCAAUGUUGUGCCUAAGGCAGAGGCUGGGUUGGGUACCUGUCCCCAGUCUGUGGCCAUUUCCCAGGGUAUUGCCUUGACUGGUACCAAGACUAAGGUCAAGGGCAAUUCUAGUUCUGUGUGUAAGCCAGAUACUGGGGCAGGUACAACGGGCUCUGCCCAUGCCAAGGCUGUGCCUAAUACACAGGGUGAAAUCUUACCUGGUCCCAAGAAUAAGGUCAAAGGCAAUUCCAGUGCUGUGCCUAAGGCAGAAGCUGGGGCAGGUACAACAGAUUCUACUCAGCCCCAGGCUGAGGCCUUGCUUGGUGCAAGAAAUAAGGUCAGGGGCAAUUCCAGUUCUGUGCCUAAGGUGGAGUCUGGGGCAAGUACAAUAUUGGCUUUGGCUUCUUCCCAGGCUGAGGCCUUGCUUGGUGCCAGAAAUAAGGCCAGAAGCAAUUCCAACACUGUGCCUAAGGCAGAGGCUGGGGUAGGAUCAAGGGGCUCUGCCCAGGCCCAGGCUGUGGUCAGUUCCCAGAAUGAGACCUUGCUUGGUGCCAGGAAUAAGAUUAGGUCAAAUGCUGGUACUAAAUCAGGAGCCAGAACAGGUACAAGGAGCUCUACUCAGCCCCAGGCUAUGGUCAGUUCUCAGAAUGAAGCCUUGCCUGGGGCAAGGGAUAAGGGUCUGUCUGGUUCUCAGGUAGAAGCUACUGCAGAAAAUAAGAUCUAUGCAAAGCCAGUAGCAGGGGCUAUCCCCAGUUCUGAAAUUGUGAGUGGGGCAAGUGCUCAGCCUAACAUUCAUGAUUAUUACUGGAAUGGGAUUGGUGUUGAGGACUGGAUUGCUGCUGAGCGGUGGAUCAAAUUUAGGUUUCAGACCAUAGAUGGAGACUGGGAGAAUAGUGUAUCCUGGACUGAUGACGAGACUGGAGUCAGUGUUGGGCCCUGGAGUGGGGCUAAUGAUAAGCCUGGUGUUGUUAGUUCCUGGGCUGUAGCUUGUGAUGAAACUAGCAUUAAGUCCUGGACUGGAGCUAGGACUGAGAAUGAUGUUGCUCUUGGGUCCUGGGUAAGUGCUGGUGACCAGGCCAGUGGAGGACUCUGGGCAGGAGCUCAGGCUACUGAGGGGGCCUGGGUUGGGGACAAGGCCAGUGGAGCUUCCUGGACUGGGGCUGAGAACCAGAUCACUGCAGGUUCUUGGGUUGUCUCUGGAAAUCAAGCCAUUGCAGGGCCAUGGGCUGUGAGUCAGGUCAGUGAUGGGUCAUGGCCUGCAGUCCAGGCUAGUGGAGUGUCCUGGGUUGUGGACCAGGCUACUGGGACCUGGACUGUGGCUGAGAACCAGACUGGUGCAGUGUCUUGGACUGGAGCUGGCAAUAUAGUUAGCAUUGGAUACUGGACUGGGGCAGUAGACCAGACCAACGCAGUGUCCUGGACAGGAACUAGUGAGCAGGCUGGUGUUGAGACUAAGCCAAGGUUUGAAGACCAGGCCAGUGAAAAGGGAUCUUGGGCUGUAGCUGGUGUCCAGACUAGUAGAGACUCCAGGUUGGGAUCUGAGGAUCAGCACAGUGGAAGGUCAUGGGCUGAGACUGCAGACCAAGCCAGUGCAGCAUCCAGGAUCGGAACUGUAGAUCCCUCUGGUGGCACAACCUGGGUCAGCACUGGGGACCAGGCUGGUGGAGGAUCUACAUCAGGAUCUGCAGACCAGUCUAGUGGUGGAUCAUGGGCUGGCACUCAGAAUGUGGCUGCAGAAAGACCUUGGACUGGGACUGGUGACCAGUCUGAUGCUGGAUCCAAACCUGGUUUUGAGAAUCAGACCAGUGACGAAGUGUCUUGGACUGGCACUAAUGGCCAGACUAGUGGAGGGUCCAAAUCAGUGCCUGAGGAUCAGUCUGCUGGAAGAUCAUGGGCAGAUUCUGGAGACCAAGUCAGUGGAGGGCUCUUGGUUGGGGCUUUGGACCAGGCCAAAGGAGAGUCUCAUCCUGUCUCUGGAGAACUGGCUACUAGUAGAGUAGAUCAGACCAGUGGAGGAGGAUGCUGGCCUAGUUCUGGGGACCAGUCUGGUGGAGAAUCUAGGCUGGGGCCCAGGGACCAAUCUAAUGGAGAGUCUUGGCCUGGCACUGGAAAUCAGACCAGUGGAUGGUUCUGUAAUUACACUGGGAGUCAGACCAUUGGAGGAGGAGCUUGGAGUGGGGCCAGUGGUCAGGAUGUUGGAAGGUCGAAGUCAGUGCACAUGAACCAGUCUAGUACUGGGGCUUGGCUUGGCACUGGGACUCAGAUCAGUGGAGCAUCCUGGACUGGUGAUCAGGUUGGUGGCUGUUCCAAACCUGGAUUUGAGGAUCAGACCACUGGAGGAGGAUUUUGGCCUGGUGCUGGUGACCAGAGCACUGGAGGGUCCAGGCCAGCUGUGUCUGAGGAUCAGUCUAGUGGAGGAGUUCCCUGGGGUGGUACUGGUGGCCAUGUCAUUGGAGGGUCUGGAUCAUGUCACACUGAUCCAUCCAGUGUAGGGUCCUGGGCUGACAAUGGGAGUCAGGUCAGUGGAGGGUCCUGGGUUGGGCCUGUGGAUCAGACUAGUGGCUGUUCUAAAUCUGGAUAUGAAGAUCAGGCAUGUGGAGGAAGCUCUUGGCCUGGUACUGGAGAUCAGACUAGUGGAGAAUCUUGGCCAGGGUCUACGGCUAGUAACGAAGCCAGUGGAGGAUCUAGGGUAGAUCCUCAAGAUCAGGCUAGCGGAGGGUCCUGGAUUAGGUCUGAGGAUCAGGCCAGUGGAAGAUUCCUUGUCAGUGCUGAGGUGGAGGCCAAUGAAGGAUUUUGGUUUGGGCCUGGGAGUGAGGCAUUUAUAGGGUCUUGGUGCUGGACAGAAGAGGCUACUAUUUUGCCUGUAGCUAAUAUGAAAGAUGAGGCCAGUAAUGAAUCUGCAUCAGGGACUAGGGAGGAAACCAUCACUAGUUCUGGCUUGGGGGAUGAAAAGAAGACCAGUACUGGAUCCUGGACUAGAUCUGAGGAUUCAGCUCUUACAGGCACCUGUGUUGGGGGUGAGGCUGAGACUGCGGUUGUUGCUGAGGCUGAGGCUGAGACAGAGUCUAAGGCUAGAGCUGAGGCUGGAGCUGAGACAGAGGUUGAAGUUGAGGUGGGAGUGGGGUCUAGGUCUAAGGCUGGGGCAGCAGCUUCAGUUGAUGCUGAAUCUGGAGCUGAGGCAGGUGCUAGAAUUGAGGAAAUGGCCGGGACUGAAGACGGAAUGGGGUUUUGGUCCUGGGGGGGUGGAGAUGGUGCCACUAAAAGUCUUGGAGCCAAGGCUGAGACUGGAAUUGGGGGAGGGGCAGAGGCUGAAGCUGAGACUGAGAAUAGCAUGGGAUUUUGGUUCUGGAAUGGAGAUGCAGCUACAAAAGAGUCUAAGCUUGGAGCUGAGGCUGAGGCUGGAACUGGGGCAGCGACAGUGACAGGGGCAGGGGUGGGAUCAGGGGCAGAGGCUGAAGCUGUGACUGAGACCAGCAUGGGAUUUUGGUUCUGGGAUGGAGAUACAACCACUAAAGGGUCUAGGCUUGGGGUUGAGGCUGAGGCUGGAGUUAGAGCAGGGGCUGAGGCUGAGGUUGAAGCUGAGACUGGGGCUGAAGCUGGAGCAGAGACCAGCAUGGAAUUUUGGUCCUGGGAUGGAAACGAAGCAAGUAAAAGGUCUAAGCUUGGGGCAGAGGCUGAGGCUGGUGCUGGUGCUGGUGCUGGUGCUGGUGCUGGUGCUGAAACCAGCAUGGGGUUUUGGUUUUGGAAUGAAGACUCAACCUCUAAAGGGUGUAGGCUUGGUGCUGAGGCUGGGGCUGGCUUAUCGUCUUGGACUUUUUCUACAGAUGUAAAUGAUGAUGAUGAGGCGGAUGAGGGUGAUGAGGAGGAUGAGCUAAGUAGAGAAUCCAGCCCUGGUAUAGAAGAGAUCAGUCUAAGAACCCUGUUUGGGGCCAAGAGUGAGGACAAUAGUGACCUCAGAUCUACAAAUAAAAAGGAUGUCAAUUCUGCAUCUGGAACUGGGGAUAAGGUCAGCACUAAAGAUAAAUUUGGCCCUGCUGAUGGAGUUGACAUCCGGUCUUGGUUUUGUAUUGUUAAUGAAAACAGAUGUGAGAAUGAGUCUACCUCUCAGGUGAAAGCCAAAAAGUCAGUAGAAUCAAGAGGCAUAUAUCCAUCCAUGGUCCCUGGGGCAGGAAUGGGUGUAUGGGAUGGAACCAUCAUUUGUUCAGAAAGCAAGCUAUUACACAAAACCAGCUUUCCAGGAGAAGAUGGCUUCGGAAAGCAAGUCAGUACUGGAGACAAGGUGCAUUCCUGCAACUGCCGCUGUAAACGUGAUGUUAAUCUGGAUCCACAAGAUCUUGAAAAACUCAUCUGCAUGAUUGAAAUGACUGAAGAUCCUUCUCUUCAUGAAAUAGCCACUAACGCACUGUAUAAUAGUGCUGAUUAUCCUUAUCCACAGGAAAUUGAUCGGAAUAUAGGUGGAAUUACAGUUAUUCAAAGCUUAUUGAGUAAUCCCUAUCCCAAUGUCCGGCAGAAGGCUUUAAAUGCACUGAAUAACAUCUCAGUUGCUGCUGAAAACCAUAGAAAGGUUAAGACAUAUUUAAGUCAAGUAUGUGAAGAUACUGUUACUUAUCCGUUAAAUUCAAAUGUGCAAGUGGCUGGACUAAGAUUGAUAAGGCAUCUGACUAUUACUAGUGAAUAUCAGCAUAUGGUUACUAAUUAUAUUUCAGAAUUUCUCCGGUUGUUGGCUAUGGGAAGCGGAGAAACUAAAGACCAUGUUUUAGGAAUGCUUGUGAAUUUCUCUAAAAAUCCAUCCAUGACAAAAGACUUGCUCAUUGCCAAUGCACCAACAGCACUGAUCAACAUUUUUAGCAAGAAAGAGACAAAAGAAAAUAUCCUUAAUGCCCUUUUACUUUUUGAAAAUAUAAACCAUCAUUUUAAAAAAAGAGCAAAAACAUAUCCCCAAGACAGGUUCAGUAAAAGUUCCCUUUAUUUCCUGUUUCAACGACCUAAAGCCUGUGCCAAGAAACUUAGAGCCUUAGCAGCAGAUUGUAGUGAUCCAGAGGUGAAAGAAAAAGUUGAGGUGUUAAUAAAUAAACUUUGAUUGGCUAUCUGUUUCCCCCAAAAUUUGAGUAAUAUUUUUGUUUUACAACCUGAA
Messenger RNA from Meriones unguiculatus (Mongolian gerbil), 7814 nucleotides. It is a transcript of the gene Armcx4, whose product is annotated as armadillo repeat containing X-linked 4. Bases 633 to 7760 code for a protein of 2375 amino acids. The record is from RefSeq and is a predicted model, not a curated record. NCBI's taxonomy places the organism in Eukaryota, Metazoa, Chordata, Mammalia, Rodentia, Muridae. The transcript is spliced from 6 exons. Gene Ontology annotation, molecular function: protein binding.